Messenger RNA from Penicillium egyptiacum, 1050 nucleotides. Lineage: Eukaryota; Fungi; Ascomycota; Eurotiomycetes; Eurotiales; Aspergillaceae. The record is from the annotation of a GenBank genome assembly.
AUGAAAAUCCUGGAGAAGCCGCAGUUCACUGGCUACAGAGAGAUUGAAAUGGUUGACCUUGACGCCCAAGAAACGCCAGGCUCUCCCGACUAUGAACCCCCUGCACCGCAAAUCACCCGACCUUCAUCAGCCUCUAUUGGUCUUGACUCGCGCUCCGUCUCGGUCUCCGCCUCUGGGCGCGGUACACCCCCGGUCGCACGACCUGAUGGACCUUCUGGGGGAGGCAAAGGCUUAGACCCGACGAAAAUGUGUGGGAUAUGUGGAAGCGCCGACCAUUUCACUUACAACUGCGACAAUGACGAGGCAAAGGCAAAUGCUCGAGGAACCUGUUUCCGCUGCGGUCAGUCUGGUCACACCAAGGUUGCCUGCCGCGCUGAGCGAUGCCUUGAAUGCGGCGAAUGUGGGCAUUCAUCCCCCAACUGCAAGUCCACGAAAGUUCUUUCAAAGUUCGAGAAAUCUCGCCUCGAGAGAGACGAGUUCAAUCUCAAGCGACGCCAAGAUUCAUUCAAUGAGCGUCAGCGAGAACGUCAGCUGGGAGGGCACAAUCCUAAAAUCCCCGUUGUUCAAGCCACAAAUUCAACACCGCCAGUGAACGCUGUUGAUAAUUCCGCGAAGAGAAAACGUGAAGAAUCUGCUUCUGAUGGACAACAAGCGCAGCGUCCUCGUACCGGGCAGCCUCGUCCCCCAGUCAAGGCUCCAAGGGGCCCAUUGGGUAGUAAUCAUCCCGGUCUAUCGGGCCCGGCUGCUCGUGGUCCGAAUGUUUCAAGUGUCAGUGGUCACCCAGGUCUUUCUGGUCCCCCUCGCGACAAUCCGGUGGCCAAUGUUCGCAAUGGUUACAAGGGCCCGCCAACCGACGGCCCACCAGGAGGUCUCAUCAAACCUUCUCGCGACGGCCAGGCGUAUCCGACCGAAAAUGACCCGGCGAGGGCUCCGCCGAUGAGACCAGAAGCAGAUGCUCCCAACCAAGGUGCUCUCAAACGCCGACCCCCGAUGGUACGCAAAAAAAAGGAGACAGACCCUUUCAUCCGACCCAAGCCAAAGCGCAAGUAA